Spinacia oleracea (spinach) is the source of this 2238-nucleotide messenger RNA. RefSeq names its product asparagine synthetase [glutamine-hydrolyzing]. The coding region runs from base 212 to 1978 and encodes 588 amino acids. NCBI's taxonomy places the organism in Eukaryota, Viridiplantae, Streptophyta, Magnoliopsida, Caryophyllales, Amaranthaceae. Gene Ontology annotation, molecular function: asparagine synthase (glutamine-hydrolyzing) activity. Gene Ontology annotation, cellular component: cytosol. The record is from RefSeq and is a predicted model, not a curated record. The transcript has 12 exons.
CGGUGAAUGGUGAUAGUGAUCUCCGUCGUCGUGCGAAAUGCUUAACUCCCCAAUAACAACCAAGUGCUUAUAAAUACGUGUCUAUUUCCAUCAAUUAUCUCAUUCCCAAUAAAAUCUUAUGUAACGGCUACCCACAAAUUAAUCCGAAUUUAUAAACAUUUGUCAUACCAGAAACCUACUCGUAUCAAUAUCCAUUUAACAUUCUAUCAAAAUGUGUGGAAUUCUCGCUGUUCUGGGUUGUUCUGAUGAUUCUCAGGCCAAAAGAACCCGUGUUCUUGAGCUUUCUCGCCGAUUGAAGCACCGUGGUCCUGACUGGAGUGGGAUCUAUCAAAAUGGAGAUUGUUAUUUGUCUCACCAACGCCUAGCUAUUAUUGACCCUGCUUCCGGUGAUCAACCUCUUUACAAUGAGAGCAAAACUAUUGUUGUCACUGUUAAUGGUGAAAUUUACAAUCAUGAGGUACUAAGGAAGAGUCUUCCUAAUCACAAGUUCCGAACUGGGAGUGACUGUGAUGUUAUCGCGCAUCUUUACGAGGAGCAUGGAGAAAACUUCAUUGAUAUGCUGGAUGGAGUGUUCUCUUUCGUGUUGUUGGACACACGAGACAACAGUUAUAUUGCAGCUCGGGAUGCUAUUGGCAUUACCUCCCUUUAUAUUGGUUGGGGUCUUGAUGGUUCAGUUUGGAUCUCAUCAGAGCUAAAAGGUUUACAUGAUGACUGUGAACAUUUUGAAUCCUUUCCUCCUGGUCAUCUGUACUCAAGCAAAACUGGUAGUUUUCGCCGUUGGUACAACCCUCUUUGGUUCUCUGAGGCUAUUCCUUCUGUCACAUAUGACCCUCUAAUCUUAAGAAAAGCCUUUGAAGAUGCUGUAAUCAAGAGGCUGAUGACUGACGUUCCCUUUGGAGUACUUUUAUCCGGAGGCUUAGAUUCAUCGUUGGUUGCCUCGAUUACUUCACGUCACUUGGCUGGCACGAAGGCUGCUAGGCAAUGGGGAUCACAACUCCAUUCCUUCUGUGUUGGACUUGAGGGAUCACCCGAUCUGGUGGCUGCUCGAGAGGUGGCUGACUAUUUGGGUACUGUCCACCAUGAAUUUAACUUCACUGUUCAGGAUGGUAUUGAUGCUAUUGAUGAUGUAAUCUACCACAUUGAGACUUAUGAUGUCACAACCAUUAGAGCUAGCACACCUAUGUUCCUCAUGUCACGGAAAAUCAAGUCGCUUGGGGUCAAAAUGGUCAUGUCAGGAGAAGGGGCCGAUGAGAUCUUUGGUGGGUACCUCUACUUUCAUAAGGCACCUAACAAGGAAGAGUUUCACCAAGAAACAUGCCGCAAGAUAAAAGCCCUUCAUUUAUAUGAUUGCUUAAGAGCAAACAAGUCAACUUCUGCUUGGGGUUUGGAGGCUCGGGUUCCUUUCCUUGAUAAGGAGUUCAUCGAUGUUGCCAUGUCUAUUGAUCCCGAGUGGAAGAUGAUUAAACCGGAAGAAAGGCGUCUGGAGAAAUGGAUUCUUAGGAAGGCUUUUGAUGAUGAGAAGCAGCCUUACUUGCCAAAGCACAUAUUGUACAGGCAGAAGGAGCAAUUCAGUGAUGGUGUAGGAUACAGUUGGAUUGACGGACUCAAAGCACAUGCUGAACAACAGGUGACAGAUAAGAUGAUGCAGCAAGCUGAACAUAUCUUCCCACAUAACACUCCAAAGACUAAAGAAGCCUGCUACUACAGGAUGAUCUUUGAGAGGUUAUUCCCACAGAACUCUGCUAGGCUGACAGUUCCUGGAGGCCCUAGUGUGGCAUGUAGCACAGCCAAGGCUAUUGAGUGGGACCAAUCUUGGUCGACGAACCUUGAUCCAUCGGGUAGGGCUGCCCACGGAGUCCACAACUCGGCCUAUGAACGACAACCUAGUGGCUCAAACAUAAAUAUCCCAGCUAAGAUUAUCGGUGACAUGCCUCGGAUGAUUGGAGUUUCUGCUCCAGAACUUGUUAUUAAGAGCUAGUUAAGCUGAUGGUUAAACCUAUACAAUAAUUAAUAGUAAUAUGUAACAUAAUCUUUGCCUUUUGGUAUUAAUUAGUCCUAUAAAUAUUGCACUAUGAAAAUGUACGAAGCGAGAAACGUCAGACAGGUGGCGAAUCUGAAGAUUUAUGAUAUUAAUAGUAGUGGUUUUAGGUGUGAAUGUAUGAAGGAUGUAGAUGUUUGUGUUUAAGUAUGUGGAGCAAAUAAAGUUUAGAUAUCAAAUUAUCCUACUUCAAUUUCUUA